This is a messenger RNA of Schistocerca cancellata (South American locust), 1227 nucleotides long. RefSeq names its product cytochrome P450 4C1-like. The coding region runs from base 1 to 1227 and encodes 408 amino acids. The record is from RefSeq and is a predicted model, not a curated record. NCBI's taxonomy places the organism in Eukaryota, Metazoa, Arthropoda, Insecta, Orthoptera, Acrididae. Gene Ontology annotation, molecular function: iron ion binding; oxidoreductase activity, acting on paired donors, with incorporation or reduction of molecular oxygen; heme binding. The transcript is spliced from 5 exons.
AUGUCGCAGGUGCUCUCGAAGUUGAUGGGAACGUUCAACGACAGCGGGCUCUCCCUGUGCGAGAAGCUGGCAGAGACUGCGGGGGCCACGGUCGACGUGUACCCCGUGCUGAUGGUGUGUGCGCUGCGUACCAUCAUGAAGGCAAUGUUUGGCGUCGAGCUGGACCGCCUGGAGCCGGACCGGCGCAAGCAUUCCCGUAUAGCGGCCAUCAGAAAAAUGUCGGCAAUAAUUGUCCGACCCUGGAAGACGAUUACUGGCGCCAUGUGGCUGAGUGCAGAAGGCCGGGCAGUGAAGAGGCACAUCGCGGAGUUCAGGAGCCUCGUGAAGCGUGGCGUCGCCAUUGCAAGAGAAAACAUGAAGGCUGAUGGCGUAACUCCUUUGGUCCACUUCCUCUCAGAGCAGAAGCCUGGCCAGCAUAUGACUGAAGAAGAAAUAUACAAUGAGAUACGCACGCUCGCCCUGAGUGGCGUGGAGACGACCGCAGCCUCCAUGGGCUUCACCCUGGCGCUGCUCGGGCUGCACCCAGAGUGGCAGGACGCGGCGCAGAGGCAGCUGGACGGCGUGUUCGGCUCCGGAGGCGACUACCUCAGGCCAGCCACUGUGUCUGACCUCUCCCAGCUCACGGUCAUAGAUGCCAUUGUUAAGGAGUCGCUGCGGCUGUUCCCGACGAUCCCCAACAUGCCACACCUGGUGACCGAGGACACGCCGCUGUGCGAAGGCCGGCACGUGGCACCGCGUGGCUGCUGCGUCGUGGUGUCGUUCCUGCUGAUGCACCGCCGGCCAGACCUGUUCCCCGAGCCCGACCUGUUCGACCCCGGCCGCUUCCUGCCCGGAGGCAGCGCCAGCAGCAGGCAGCCGGGCAGCUACCUGCCGUUCGGCACAGGACCUCGCAAGUGCGUGGGCUCGCGCUUCGCCGACCUGGAGAUGCGGGUUGCGCUGGCUGCAGUGCUGCGCAGGUUCCGCAUCCGACCCGGCUCCACCAGGGAGCAGCUGGAGCAGAUUCCUUACUCCGUCACAGCACACCCACUCACCGGCUAUCGAGUCUCUUGUGUUCUGCGGGAUAACGUAGCGGUAUCUUCGUGGCAGGACACCGGCAGCGUCGGAGGACCGGGGGCUGAGGUGCGGGAGCGGAUGGACCACAGUCACACGAGUACCGCCGCCGCCGCCGCCGCCGCCGCCGCCAGAGAGGAACUGACGCUCACGCUGAAAAGAAGAGCUUAUCCUUAG